CAUUCAUUAGUUGAUUUUUGUUUCGCGUAGACUUGCGGCAAACAAAAUCUUAUAAAUUUUUAUAUUUCGUAAAUAUGGUGAAUCAAUUAUUUAUAGUAAUUUUAAUAGUAUGUUUAAGUGGUAGCAUAGCUAAGAAAUAUAAUAAUGAAGAAAAACCGGAUUGGGCUAAGAAAGAUAUUCGUGAUUUCUCUGACGCUGACAUGGAACGUCUCUUCGAUCAGUGGGAGGAAGAUGAGGAACCGCUGCCUGAGGAUGAGUUACCAGAAUAUUUGCGGAAACCACCUUCCAUAGACAUGACUAAAUUGGACAUGAGUAGUCCAGAAUCGGUUCUACAAGCCACUAAAAAAGGUCAAACGUUGAUGAUGUUCGUUACAGUAGCUAAUAAACCAUCUAAAGCUAGAACGGAAGAGUUGACCAAAAUAUGGCAGGCUGGUUUAUGGAGUAACCAUAUACAGACAGAUAGGUAUCUCAUUGAUGAUGACCGAGCAAUUUUCAUGUUCAAAGAUGGAUCUCAAGCCUGGGCUGCCAAAGAGUACUUUUUGGAACAAGAUGAAUUGAAAGAUGUUCAACUUGAGAGCCAAACGUAUAAUGGCAAAAACCCUGAUGUUCGGAACAAAGCUGUCCGAGACGAGUUAUAGAUCUGUAAACAUUCCUAGUCUCACAUUCUCUAGUUUUAAAAUGUUCGCUGAUUGGUGAUGCUUCCAACUCCAUGAUUUUAUUGUCUAUUUUUUAUGUGUUUUGUCCAUUACAGGAAUACAGUGUUCUAA
Molecule: messenger RNA, 767 nt
Organism: Ostrinia furnacalis (Asian corn borer)
Lineage: Eukaryota; Metazoa; Arthropoda; Insecta; Lepidoptera; Crambidae
Gene: boca
Product: LDLR chaperone boca
Exons: 3
Coding region: 75-638 (187 amino acids)
Biological process (GO): protein folding
Source: RefSeq, a predicted model, not a curated record